This is a messenger RNA of Sorex araneus (European shrew), 4661 nucleotides long. Its product is annotated as golgin subfamily A member 2-like. The record is from RefSeq and is a predicted model, not a curated record. Gene Ontology annotation, molecular function: protein binding. The transcript has 16 exons. Gene Ontology annotation, cellular component: Golgi cis cisterna; cis-Golgi network; Golgi apparatus. NCBI's taxonomy places the organism in Eukaryota, Metazoa, Chordata, Mammalia, Eulipotyphla, Soricidae. Gene Ontology annotation, biological process: spindle assembly; Golgi organization. The coding region runs from base 1 to 2175 and encodes 724 amino acids.
AUGGUUCCUGGGAAGAGGAGCAAGAAGAAGUGCAGAGACGGCGGCCAGGACGGCACGGCUGGCGAGGGCCACCAGUUACCCAAGGGACAUGCCAAGGAGUUAACCAAGGAACGCGACGAUCUCAAAACAGAAUUGUUCCAGAAAAACAAGAGUGUGGCGGACCUGAAGGAGCUGGUGAGCGAGCUCCGGGAGAAGCUGCGCGUGUCACAGGCGGAGACGGACGUCACCCAGCAGAGCGUGGCCGACCUGCAGAAGAAGCUGGAGAUGACGGAGCUGCUGCUGCUGCAGUUCACGGGCCCGACGGCAGGGCCGGGCAGCGACCCCCAGGCCGCCGAGGCGCUGGGCGAGAGGAAGCAGAUGGAGAGAGAGAUCGAAGACCUCAAGAGGCUGUUGAAGCAGCUGCAGGUGGAGAGGGACCAGCACCUGGAGCAGAUCAGGGCCCAGGACGAGUUCUGGCAGCAGCGCGUGCAGCAGGCCUUGCAGCAGAGCGCGGUGUUGAAGGACGAGAACGAGAAGAACGUGAGAUACGUGCAGGAGCUGGAGGCCAGCGUGGCCGACCUGAAGGCGCGGCUGGACGCGCCGGCCCCCCAGGAGCCCCCGGCGCAGCCGCCCGAGCCCUCGGAGCGGGAGGUGCAGCUGCAGGCGGAGGCCGAGAAGUGGCGGCAGGAGGUGGCGAGCCUGGCGGAGCAGCUGCAGACGCAGGUGCGCGACAACGAGAGCCUGAGCCGGCUGAACGCGGAGCAGGGCCAGCGGCUGCUGCAGCUGGAGGCCGAGGUGUGGGAUGAGCAGGCCGAGGCGCGCAGCCGCAUCCUGGAGACGAUGGAGAACGACCGCACGACCAUCACGCGCGCCCUGGCCCAGAACCGCGAGCUCAAGCAGCAGCUGGCCGAGCUGCAGGACGGCUUCGUGAAGCUGAGCAACGAGAACAUGGAGGUCACGUGUGCGCUGCAGUCGGAACAGCACGUGAAGGAGCAGCUGGCGGAGAGGCUGGGGCAGCUGCAAGAGAAGUUGGCAGAGAUGAAGGAGACGGUGCAGGCGAAGACGAGUGAGGCACAGGCGCUGCAGCAGCAGCGGGACCAGCACCUGGGCCACCUGCAGCAGUACGCGGCCGCCUGCCAGCAGCUGGGCGCCGAGAAGGAGCAGCUGCAGCAGCAGGCGCUGCUCCACGGCCAGCAGCUGGACCGGCUGCAGCACGAGCACGCGCAGAGCCAGGACGCGCUGGACGAGGCACAGGGACUCCUGAAGGCUGCUGAGGAGCAGAAGCAGCAGCUCCAGGCCCAGCUGAGCGCACUGCUGGCGCCGGGGAAGGCGAGUGACGGGGUCGGUGAUGGGGACGGUGACGGGGAAGGUGACGGGGAGCAGGAGACGGCCCCGAGGAAGCUGAGCCUGCCCGGGGACCUGCACAGCAGAGAGGCCAUGCUGGAGUUCUGCAACUCGGCCUUGGCGCAGGCGGACGCGGAGCAGGCGGAGCUGCGCCGGCAGCUGGGGGCCGAGAGAGCCCGGAGCAGGGGUUUGGCGCAAGCCCUGGCGGCCGCGCAGCCCGCAGCCCCCGCGCCCGGGGCCCAGACCGUCCCCCAGGAGACGCACGCGGCCCUGAAGGAGGCCAUGGACUUGCUGCAAACUCGCUUUGCGCAGAUCAUGCAGGAGAAGGUGGAGCUGCGCGAGCGCGUGGAGGAGCUGGAGCAUCGCUGCGUCCAGCUCUCGGGCGAGACCGAGACCAUCGGGGAGUACAUCACCCUGUACCACAACCAGCGGGCAGUGCUGAAGGAGCGGCACCACGAGAAGGAGGAGUACAUCACCCGCCUGGCCCAGGACAAGGAGAACCUCAAGGUGCAACUGCUGGAGCUGCAGGAGCUCGUGUUGAUGCUGGUGGAUGACAAGUACUCCAGCCAAGGCCCCAAGGCCGCCUCCCUGGCCCUUGCUGGCCCCCUGGCCGGUUCCCCGACAGAAGCCCCCCAUGGAGGCAGCCCCGGGUCCGAGGAGCUGAGCCCGGAAGGGGCCCCGGCAGGCCCUGCGCCUGUCAGCAACCCCACGGCCGUGAAGAUCAUGCAGCUGCUGAAGGAGAUGCAGAACUGUAAAGACCAGCCCGGCCUGGGCGCGGCGCCCUGCUCGCCUUGUAUCCCUUUCUUUUACAAGGCAGACGAAAACGACCAAGUUAAAAUCACCAUGAUCUAGCCCCGUCCCUGUCCCCCGCCCCCCUCCCACCGCGUCCUGUUGCUUCACACGGGGGAAGGGACAGGAACACUUCCGUGGGGGACCACGGACGGACCAGCGCAGCCUUCGCCGUAGCUGGGCGCUGCCUGCAGCUGUGAGCGGGCCAGAGGCGUCGCUGGCUGCACAGGCCUGGAAGCAUCCGCGCCCGCGCUUGGGGAGUCAUCUGAACAGCCCCCCCUAUCGUCUCAGUGCCGGGGAAGAAAGUUACUAUUGAGGGCAUCCCUUCUCUGUAGCCCACCGGUCCCUAGCUUGUCCUGCCUCCUAGUGGCCAGCUCAGGAUUCACGCCUGAGGCCAGGGAAGCUGCAGGGUCCCCCAGCCCUGAGCCCAGAGGGGCAGCACAGCGGGGAGGGUCUUUGCCUUCAGGCAGACAACCUGGGCUCCAUUCCGGCUCCCCAUAGGGUCCCCUGAGCACCGUCAAGAGUGAUUCCUGAUCGCAGAACCAGGAGUCACCCCUGAGCAUUGCUGGGUGUGACCUACGAAGCCAAAAAAAAAAAAAAAAACCACCCAAACUCCCCUGGACCCCAUGUUGAGCCCUUCUCUGCCCCCUGGGCGCCCCAGACAACACGAACCCGCAGACACGUUUGUUUCCCAUCGCUCAGAAAUGGAUUUUACUCUCAGCCACGAGAUAGCAAGACGGAGCGAGGUCAGAGUCCUGGACAGCAGAGGGCGCUGCUGUCCCCAGGGCCGGGGGACUCGGGGACGCUGGCUGUGCUGGUCUCUGGGAGCCAGGGCUGUCCCUGUCCCGCCACCCCUGAUGCUUGUGCAGUGUGACAAUACAGUCAGGGUCUGAGUCCCAUGUGGACCUUCACUGUCCCUCUGAGCCUGUCCGUUCCCGCCCGAGUGGCCUGUCGGGGUGUGGCCUCCCCUCUGCUCCUGCUGCGCUCUGGGGCUCCCGACCUGCCCUUCCCCGGGCCACUCUGAGCCCCGCGUCUCCUGCCUCAUUCCCUCCAGGCUUCAUACCAAACGUUGGCAGCCUGGCAGCCCCUGAGCGCUGGUCCUGUCCCGGGACAUGCGCUUAACCACCCAGACGCUCUGAGGGGUUUCUGGGCGUGACGGCAGGACUGCCCGAGGCUCCAGGAUCAGGCCCGCGUGGAGACCGUGACCAAAGCUGGCUCCAUGGUGGGGCCUGGGCCAGUCUCCCGCUACUCGCGCCAUCUCUGACCUGUUCCUGCAGCUGGUUGCCAGCCACCCCACCCUCACCACCUCUGAGCGGGUGGGUGGUCCGUAGCCACGUCCUCACCUGAGAAGGCGGGCUCCCCGCUGUGCCGGGCAUGUCCGGGUGCCAGGGUGUUGAACAGCAACAGCCGCCAGCUAGUCUCGGGGGUCCUCCCAGGGUCCACAGCAUUGCUGGCCUUUGCCUGGGCAGCUGUUGGCUGGUCAGAGUUGCUCUGCUCCUUUCCGUCAGACCCCCCUCAGGACAGCCAGCAGGUGACUGACACCCUGAGGCGGGUGCCCAGGUCAGUCUGGGCUACUCAGGGCCAUCACGGUCCCUCGCGUCCCACGGUCCUUGCUCCACUGUCCUCGCCACGUUCCCACAGCGUUUCCCGAAGUCGACUCAGGCACUCAGCAGGUCUUGCCGCACUGAGAAUGUUGUGCUGAAUUGCACCCAUCCCCUCGCUGGUUCGUCUCACCCCCUUUCUCCACCCCAGCACCCCAGACGAUCCCCAAACUUGCCAGGAGUGACCCGGGAGCAAGCCCUGAGCACAGCCAGCCAUGGCUCGAAAGCUGUUAAGUAGAAAACCCUCCAGGGCCGGGGUGGUCUUAAAGCACGGAGGGCGUUUGCCUCGCACGUGGCCGGCCCGGGUUCGCUCCCCAGCAUCCCAUAAGGUCCCCCAAGCACCGCCAGGAGUAAUUCCUGAGUGCAGAGCCAGGAGUAACCCCUGUGCAUUGCUGGGUGUGACCCAAAAAGAAAAAACCACCACAAACCUCCAGAACCCAAGCACCGUCCUGCUCACGGCCAGUCUCCAAUGGUUCAGGACAAGCCCAUCAUGAGCGAGAACGAAUCUGCUGAGAACCUCAGCUGUGCGGGUUUUGUGACUGAAACCCCCAGGCUCACACGAGUCGGGAACGGGUGACCUCCCCCCCCCACCCCCGUCUCCCUGUGCUUCCGAGUGCCUGUCACGCCCACAAACUGCCUCUGGCGCCAUGGAAGCUCAUUAGUGGCCAAGAUCCAGAGACAAAUCUCAGAAAGUCACAAGCUGCAGAGAUGCCUCUGGACCCCCAAGUCACCAUCCAGUUAAAAGUUUAACUCCAACUCUAUUGCCCCAUUACACAUUUUAGAAUUCCAAGUGCGUGGCCACAUUCACAGCCGCACAACAUCUUAUACUCUAUGCCGCUGAUGUACCAAGAGUAACACCACAUUUGGUGGGGUGUAAAGUGGGAGGCAACCAAUCUCCAUCAAAAUAAUAUAUUAUAUAUAUAUACAUAUAUAUUCGCAAGUAAGUCU